AUGAACCUUUUUAUUCAUAAUAUCAUUGAAGGCAGAGAAUCUUUCAUUGAACAAGCCCAUCAUUUUCAUGGUAACUGGGUUCAUGCAAAGAAAAUGUACGCUUCAUACGAGUAUGCCAUUUCGGAUGGAGUUACAGUAUAUGAAGCAGGAGAUAUGAACAACUUUAGAAAUAUCUUUAAAUAUCAUCCUGGCAGAGUUGUUGGCGCAUAUGAUAACGUUAUUGUCCUUGGUCAUGUAGGAGUAGGCCUUUUUGGACAUUUUAUGAAUGAAGUUUUGACACAGCUAGUACUUUUCCCGGAAGAAAUACAAAGGAAGUCAUACAUCAUAGUAAAAGGAAAUCGUUCCAUGUGGGAGGGAAUCAUGACUGUUCUUGGAUUCGAAGGAAGAACAAUUGUUCUUCAACCAAAGCAAUGGAUUUAUUGCGAGAAUCUCUAUACAGUUGUUGAACCAAGACCUCAUGGAGGGUAUUACGGACCAGCAAUAGAUAAUCUUCAUACUGUACUUAGAAAAGCUUUUAACAUUUCUCAUAUUAUUCCGACCAAAAUCGAAUUUUUGAAUAGGAAAGGACCUCUAAGAGUCGUAGAAAACUACGGAGAAUUGAUUGAAGCCACAAAAAAAGAAAUAUCCUGA
This is a messenger RNA of Trichomonas vaginalis G3, 630 nucleotides long. Its product is annotated as glycosyltransferase family. The transcript has a single exon. Bases 1 to 630 code for a protein of 209 amino acids. Gene Ontology annotation, molecular function: glycosyltransferase activity. The record is from RefSeq and is a predicted model, not a curated record. NCBI's taxonomy places the organism in Eukaryota, Parabasalia, Trichomonadida, Trichomonadidae.